Messenger RNA from Mollisia scopiformis, 1829 nucleotides. RefSeq lists its product as uncharacterized. The coding region runs from base 294 to 1829 and encodes 511 amino acids. The transcript is spliced from 2 exons. NCBI's taxonomy places the organism in Eukaryota, Fungi, Ascomycota, Leotiomycetes, Helotiales, Mollisiaceae. The record is from RefSeq and is a predicted model, not a curated record.
GUUGAUUUGUGCCAUCGACAAGUUGUCGUUGACAUUUAAAUAGAGAAAGAUUCCAUACUUGAUAUUGCAUGGAAAUAGCUUCACUCUAUCCACUGAAAGUUCAUGGAUAUUCCCAGUCUGGUUCUUGUUUCCCCGCGAUUUUCUUUAUUCUUUUAUCUGCAUCUUCCAUUUGCCAUGUUUCAUCCAGCCACAUCAAAAGCCUCAAUUCAGUUCCAAGACAUUCCUCCUAUCCUCACAACACGUAGCAAUGCAGCAUCAGCUCCUCUCUUCCUUCCUCCCUCUAGAGGCAGGCCAUGAUAUCCUCCAUCUCCCCACGCGCCUGGUACUUUGGCAAACUCACCGUCAUCCUUCUCUCUAUUCUUCUCACAACCUCGUACCUCAUCUCACAUUCCUUCUCUUCUACUCCUUCUGUCAAGGAUCUCUACGCCCUUACCACCAAAGGCAAAAAAGCCCUGUUUAUAGAAAACUUUCUCUCUACCGAGAUCGAUGGCCCUUUCGAUAACAAGACAUUGGUUGCGCUAUGUAACGCAGCAAAAUGGCAGCCGGGAUUGAUAUUCGAGUGUGAAGUCGCGGCAGAAGGGGUCGUGAACGUUAGGAACGUUAUCUUGAAUUGUGUCCGUUACACUAUUCUUGCUGGUGCAACAUCAUUCAUUCUCCCAACUCUCCUAACAACCACAACGCCUCCCACAACUCUCCUAAUGUCCCACCUCUUCGACAGCACCCACUUCACUGCGGCCCUCACUUCUUCCUGCCCCCAAAUAACCCUCAUCCCCAAUAAAAACGACCUCUACAACCUGCCCUCCACCGCGCACCCAAUCGCCCUCUCUCCAACCUCCAUCUCAACCUCCCCCCUCCUCCUAUCCAGCAUCCUCACCUCCCCUCAAACCUGGCCCGCCGACCUCGCAGUCCACAUAAACAAAACACACCCCUCGCCCUUCUCGCCCCAAAAACCGCUUUUAAUAACCCUCCAAACGCCCCUCCUCGAAUUCCCCCUCUCCUACGAUGAGAAGGAUCUCGUCUCCAAUUUCGGCAAACUGAUCCGUCCAAACGAGGAUAUUCGACGGGUCGCAGCCGCGGUCUUAUUCGCGCUCUACGAGAAAUAUAGGUUAGACCUCGUCUUUUCGCCUAGUGGUGGGGUCCAGGCCGCGAAAUUCAUGGGCGUGCAUUUGAGGGUUGGGAAAGAUGCCGAGAAAGCUGGUUGGACGUCCGCUGAGGUUCAAACUUCUAACGCUCUAUCCCUCGCUGCGACGUCUGAGCUGGGACUGAUCUACCUGUCAUCGUUCGACCCUGAGCUCUUCGUCACCACUGCUCCAAUCUCCUCAAUCCCUCCUGCUGCUGCUCGUCCAAACUCCAAUUCCUCAACGCAACAAUCUCCACCCCCUCCCCCCACAACCGAAACAGCCACCUCCCUCCUCAGCGGCCCCCUCGCACCAGGCACAUUCCUGCCUCCCCCAACCCCAGGCUUCGAAUCCGAAUGGGCAGCCCUCAGGGCGCUCGAAUGGCAGCAAGCGCUACUAGUCGACUACGAAGUCCUACUCCGCUCCUCUAUCUUCGCUGGGACGUGGGAGAGCUCGUUUAGCUGGAAUGUGGCUUUGAGACGGAGUCUAGUGGGAGGGAAUGGGGGGAAAGAAGGGAGUUGGGAGGGUGUGGGGAAUGGGAAUGGGAAGGGGGUGGUUGUUGAGAAGGUUGGGAGGGAUGGGGUGGGAAAGGGAAAAGGGAGGAGGGGGAAGAAGGGGAAGGUUGGUGAGGUUUGUUGGAAGGAUGAGAGGAGUACUGUUUUUGGGCCGGGGGGAGAGGGCGGGAGGGUUAGGGGGGCGCUGUGGGGGUAG